Dermochelys coriacea (leatherback sea turtle) is the source of this 6306-nucleotide messenger RNA. It is a transcript of the gene GNE, whose product is annotated as glucosamine (UDP-N-acetyl)-2-epimerase/N-acetylmannosamine kinase. Gene Ontology annotation, molecular function: hydrolase activity, hydrolyzing O-glycosyl compounds; UDP-N-acetylglucosamine 2-epimerase activity; N-acylmannosamine kinase activity. The transcript is spliced from 12 exons. Lineage: Eukaryota; Metazoa; Chordata; Testudines; Dermochelyidae. The record is from RefSeq and is a predicted model, not a curated record. Bases 1422 to 3590 code for a protein of 722 amino acids. Gene Ontology annotation, biological process: UDP-N-acetylglucosamine metabolic process.
AGUUACGAACUGCUCGAUUCCUCUAAGUGGAGCAGCGUUUCAUCGGAAACCUAAUGACAAUUUAGUGUUAGCACUAUUUCAUUGCUGAUCAUUUUUGCACAAAGAUCUAGAUGAUGUGCUUAUCACAAUCCCAGAUGGCCUCUUUCAACUCUAUAGUUGCUAAAAGCCCCAGCUAUUUCUUAUUCAUUCUCCUUUGACAACUUCUAUGAUGGAAUUAUGCAUUGUCAGUAGAAAUAUCUGCAGCACAUUGAAAAUGCGGGGAUGGCAUAAACUAAAUUGAAUUUAGGAUCAUGGUUUAUAAAAGGGACUACUUCGCUGUGUCUAUUCAUGUAUAUAUUUCCUUCCUGUUUUAAAAAGGGGAAUAUUUAAUAAUGAAUUGCCACAAACUUUGCAGUCAGCUGCAGAACUUAAAUGUAGUUUGCUACAGGUACCUGGGGCCUUUGGGAAGACCAGACCAGACUUCUGUUUUGAGAGGAAAGAACCAGAGGGAGUAGAGAGGCUAAGGAGGGGUUAAGAAUGAGGUCAUGGAAUAGGAGGGGAAGGGGACUCUGGAGCAGGUGACAGGGCUAGGGGAGAAACCUUGCUGUUAGUGAUGAGUCCUCUGAGUAGUAGGAUUACUAAACUCAACUAAUCAGCUGUAGAAGAUAGAAAUAAUGUUCAUCUGAGAAGAUAAUAGUCUACUGCUGCUUUAGAAAUAGUGGAAAUAGCUGUGACUUUAAGUGGUCCAUUUUAGUAUUGCUUUGCUUGCUCAAAACUUGGGGCAAACUUUUCCAUCCCUUCCAUUGGGGCUCAUCUGACUUACUCUUGACUUAUGCAGUCUUAGCUAGGGCCAUUAUCUGCUUCUUCAGAAUAUAGCUCCAGCAGUAGUCUCAAUAUUAGCUCUCCCACAAACCUCAGUUGUAGAGGAAAUGUAUAAAGGUUAAAAAAACCAAAAAGCAAAACAAAAAAACCCAGGAGAUUAAAUCUGGUGCAGUAUGCCCGUUAGAUGAGACAUUAAAGACAAUCCAUUAUAAUGUAAUGAGGUGUAUUGUACCCUUGACAUAACUUGGCCCACAGAGUACUGGAGGUUAGCUCUUUGUUUUAUUAGGUAUUAUGCUGUUUUAGCUGAGGAGUUAGAAACCAGUCUGUGCAGUGAUUCAGGAGUUAAACAUGAUUUACAGUUUCUUAAAAAAAAUGAGCGGGGGUUGAAAUUAGCCAGUGGUAGGAGAGCUGCUGCUUAUACAUUAAUAUUUAAUCCUCUUUUACCUUCACUACAGUUUGUGUAGAGGAAGCGAAAAGUCAGUGGAAUUAGGCAGUGGAAGAUAGCAUAGCUUCUUUUUUCAUAUAUAUUAAUAUUUAAUCCUUUUUACCUUCACUGCAGUUUGCGUAGAGGAAAGCGAAAGGAACUGUAUUUCAAGAAUCUUUCAAAACAAAAACAAAUCAUGGAGAAGAAUGGGAACAACCGAAAACUUCGGGUUUGCGUUGCUACUUGCAACCGAGCUGAUUAUUCAAAAUUAGCUCCUAUUAUGUUUGGCAUUAAGGCGGAACCACAAUUCUUUGAGCUUGAUGUAGUGGUGCUUGGCUCCCAUCUGAUUGAUGACUAUGGUAACACCUACCGUAUGAUUGAACAAGACGACUUUGACAUUCACACGAGGUUGCACACCAUAGUGAGAGGCGAGGAUGAGGCAGCCAUGGUGGAGUCGGUAGGCCUUGCAUUAGUAAAGCUACCAGAUGUCCUCAACCGUCUGAAACCUGACAUAGUGAUCGUUCAUGGGGACAGAUUUGAUGCUCUGGCACUGGCCACAUCUGCAGCUUUGAUGAAUAUUCGGAUUCUUCAUAUUGAAGGCGGGGAAGUCAGUGGGACCAUAGAUGACUCAAUCAGACAUGCCAUAACCAAACUGGCUCAUUUCCAUGUGUGUUGCACAAGGAGUGCAGAACAGCAUUUGAUAUCCAUGUGCGAAGAUCAUGAUCGCAUCCUCUUGGCUGGCUGUCCCUCAUAUGACAAGCUUCUCUCCUCCAAAAAUAAAGACUAUAUGAGUAUUAUACGUAUGUGGAUAGGUGAAGAUGUAAAACCUAGAGAUUACAUAGUCGCUCUGCAGCACCCUGUGACCACAGAUAUUAAACAUUCCAUAAAGAUGUUUGAACUAACGUUGGAUGCACUCAUCUCCUUUAACAAAAGGACACUAGUUCUGUUCCCAAACAUUGAUGCAGGAAGCAAAGAGAUGGUUCGGGUGAUGAGGAAGAAGGGCAUUGAGCAUCAUCCCAAUUUUCGAGCAGUCAAGCAUGUUCCAUUUGAGCAGUUCAUCCAGUUAGUGGCACAUGCUGGCUGUGUGAUUGGUAACAGCAGCUGUGGUGUUCGAGAGGUGGGAGCGUUUGGAACCCCUGUCAUCAAUCUGGGAACACGUCAAAUAGGCAGAGAAACAGGUGAAAAUGUUCUUCAUGUUCGUGAUGCUGACACACAGGACAAAAUACUACAAGCUUUGCAUCUUCAGUUUGGAAAACAGUAUCCUUGCUCAAAAAUAUACGGGGACGGUAAUGCUGUUCCAAGAAUUCUGAAGUUCCUCAAAUCUAUUGACCUCAAAGAGCCACUGCAGAAGAAGUUCUGCUUCCCUCCUGUAAAGGAGAACAUCUCACAAGAUAUUGACCAUAUCCUAGAAACUCAGAGUGCCUUGGCUGUGGAUCUAGGCGGAACAAAUCUCCGGGUAGCAAUAGUCAGUAUGAAGGGUGAAAUAGUGAAGAAAUAUACCCAGCUCAAUCCUAAAACCUAUGAGGACAGAAUAGAAUUGAUUCUCAAGAUGUGUAUGGAGGCUGCAUCAGAAGCUGUAAAUCUGAACUGUAGAAUUUUGGGAGUGGGUAUUUCUACAGGUGGACGGGUGAAUCCCCGAGAAGGAAUUGUGCUUCAUUCCACAAAGCUCAUUCAGGAGUGGAGUUCUGUUGAUCUGAGAACCCCGAUAUCUGAUGUUCUGCACUUGCCAGUCUGGGUGGACAAUGAUGGCAACUGUGCUGCUCUGGCAGAGAGGAAAUUUGGGCAUGGAAAAGGAGUGGAAAAUUUUGUAACGCUAAUCACUGGUACAGGAAUUGGAGGUGGAAUCAUUCAUCAACAUGAAUUGAUCCAUGGAAGUUCCUUUUGUGCUGCUGAACUUGGACACAUUGUGGUGUCUUUAGAAGGACCAGAGUGCCUGUGUGGGAGCCAUGGAUGUAUAGAAGCAUAUGCCUCUGGAAUAGCCUUGCAGAGAGAAGCUAAAAAACUACAUGAUGAGGAUCUGUUGUUAGUGGGCGGAAUGUCAGUGAAGAUGGAAGAGACCAUUAGUGCUGUGCAUCUCAUUCAGGCAGCUAAACUUGGGAAUGCAAAGGCUGAGAGCAUUCUCAGAACAGCUGGCACGGCUCUAGGUCUUGGAGUGGUGAAUAUCCUGCAUACCAUGAACCCCUCUCUGGUGAUCCUUUCUGGAGUUUUAGCAGGCCAUUACAUUAACAUCGUCAAAGACGUGAUCCGUCGGCAGGCUUUGUUCUCUGCUGAGACAGUGGAUGUGGUUGUCUCAAAUCUGGCAGACCCUGCUCUGCUUGGAGCUGCUAGCCUGGUGCUAGAUUACAGUACACGCCGAAUAUACUAGAUACCUGGGGAAAUUACAGAAAUGGACAGUCCAGCUGUAUAACUGUUCUGAGGGGGAAAAAUACUGUGCCCAAAGUACUUCCUGCUGACCAUCAGCUUUAUCUUCUGUAGUAAAGCAGACUAGUGUUUUAGGUAGUUAGUUACUACUUCAGUAUUUCCUUAUUGUAGUAAUACCUCUUUGUAUUUUUUUUCUACGUUUUAGCCAAGUUCAGAUGAAGUAAUGUGCAUUUCCAUUUUUUUGUUCACCUCUGUAGCUUGGGAGCUCAGGUGUUGCUUAAGCAAUGCUAGAAAGACUUAUCCAUAAGCACAUUCCAGUGUUCUCCCGGGAUAUAUUUGGUGAGGUGUGCCAAGUUCUAGACAACCCUUGGGGACCCUGGUCCUAUCUCGUAACUAUGUAAAACUAGAAAAGCUUGCAGACAAGUACUGGUUUGAUCUGACUCAGCUUUGAAUUUCCUCGCCUUCACGCACAAGUGGAUGUGCUGCAAUCCUAACCCAUAGGGUGUCAUCCCGCUGGGUGGAAACAACACAGAGGUUGCCUCUCAGGAGGCAACCGUGGCAGCCAGAGCUCCACUCGGAGAAAGAUUCUUUUUGUUAUUUAUUUGUAUUGUUGGUGACUAGGGGUCCCAGUCAGGGAUCGGGGCCCUGUUUGUGCAAAAGGAAGGACUGUCCCUGUCCACAUAAGCUUACAAGAUGCAACAUGUGGCCAGACGAACUGGGGAGUGUGGGAACAAGGUAGCAGAAUGUCAUCUGUGCCUCCUCAGCAAUUGCUUUUGGCAGUGACCAGCAGUGAGUUAUUUGAAUUUGACCUGUUCCACUAAUUUGGAUGUAGGUUAGGGAGGAUUUCAGUUUCUCCGAGUUGCUGGUCUGCCACAGUACGAGUCUGUCCCAUGUUAGCAUGGCAGGAUUAUUCAUGCCUUCAUUGCCUGUCAGCUGGACUACCGCAGUGCAAUAGCCCUGAGCAUGAAGCCAACAGCACUCAGGAAACUCCAGCUGGUACAGAAUACUGCAGCACAUCUCCUUGGAAACCCAGGCUACCACAAGCACAUCAGACCUGCCCUGCCCUAAACCAGCUUCCCAGUAUGGAAUACUCGGUCAUGUUCAAGGUCAUGGCUCUUACCUUCAGCCCAAGGUAUCUAAAAGACUGCCUAAAGUUCUGGUAUGAAGAUCAUGAUUGACAACUGCGCUCCUCUGGCACAAUGAAACUUUCUACCCUACAUGUCAAGCUUAUCUGAGCAGGAGAGAGAGCCUUCUCGUGAGCCGGCCUGAGACUGGAACAGACUCUCCAAGAAAUGAGACUAUCACAAAGCUCCCCACCUUCCGCUCAGAGGCAUUUCUUGGACCAUGUCUUCUCUAGCAUACACAUGCACCUCCUCCCUUUCCAGUAUAUCUAUGUGUAUGCUAGUAUAAAACGUCCAGAACAAAACAUACUUCUCUGCAUCGAGGGGGAAUGAGAAAACCGCCAUGUGACGGAGAUAUUGCUUAAUGCGCUGCUGGAAAGUGCGCAGAUAUUAUGGAGCUGAGCGCCCAUAUAGAACAGGCUAGCUGACGAGACUGUAGCUCCUCAUUCAGGGUGGAGAGCUUUCAGCUCCCUGUAUGGCUCUGUCCUGUUAUGAGGAUAACAUGCAAUCUCCCCUCCAGCUUGCUCCUGAAUGAGCAAUCCUGCGUCCUCUGUCAUCUUCCGCCACCAAAACUGCCUGCAAAUGGACAGGAUCCCUCCUCCAUUCUAGUCUGCAAGGAUGCUGCUGCAGCUCUCAAUGGAAUGAUGUUGCUCAAAGCCAGCACCAAGAACCAGCCCAUUUCCCAGCCCCAUGGGAAGUUUUUAAUCAUCUCAGAGAAAGGAUUCUCUUGCCUCAGGAAAACUUCCCUUGUGGGGACCUUGCAGUGUGUCUUUCCUUGAUCCCUCCUGAAAUCUUCAGCAGGGAGCCUCCUUGAUAUGUGAGCUUGCAUCUCUUCUCCAGGGCCCCUUCAUCCCAGCCGCAUAGUACCCUGACCAGCUUUCAUCCUGUUUCUCCAGACAUUGAAAAAGCCAGAAACACUCUAGCUAGGACUCAGGAAAUAGUCAAGGAAGUGACAGGGCCCCUUCCCUCCUACUCCACUAGCUCAGAACCUUAAACACACUGGAGAGCCCUGGGGCUCUAAGCGGCGCCUCUGUGUUUAAUCCUGAGAGCUGGAACUCUCGAGCAGCUAGGCCCUAUCUGCUUGGAGCCACUGUGUCCUCCAUGCAGGGCCCUCAGCUAUGGAAUUGGCUUCCCCGAGCUCCCUGAGACUUUGUUGCCCUUUAGGCUGCCUGAAAGGCUGGAGGGGCUAGUUUUCUUUUGUGUCACGCUAACAUGUUAAUGGAGAGUGCUCUUUGGCAGACGGGAGUUAAAUAUUAUUUCAGGUGUCCCUGGAGAACCUGCACCUAGUGCUCAGUAUAAACUGGACAAUAAAUGUAAGCCCACGCCUCUGCAUCCCUAAGAGUGGUCUGAAAAACAUCUCCAGGGUGCUCACUGACACCAUACCAGGGAGAGCACCCCAGCAGAGGACAGACCUCAGAAGAGGCAGUCCAACAUGAUGGCAUCUGUUCUCUGACUGCCAGUAUCUAUCCCAGAAUAACUGCACCAGGGAUGGUCACUGUUCUCUGUGAAGGAAACAAUCAAGAUUCUACUUGCAGGGCCCAGUGUGGCCUCCAAACCUGAUGGGGUUCUUCCCCCCCCCCUUUUUUUUUAAGAGAAAGA